This is a messenger RNA of Amphimedon queenslandica, 2702 nucleotides long. RefSeq names its product serine/threonine-protein phosphatase 6 regulatory ankyrin repeat subunit C-like. The annotation marks the transcript as partial. NCBI's taxonomy places the organism in Eukaryota, Metazoa, Porifera, Demospongiae, Haplosclerida, Niphatidae. The record is from RefSeq and is a predicted model, not a curated record. The transcript is spliced from 5 exons. Gene Ontology annotation, molecular function: protein binding.
GGUUUGGGAAAAGGCAGGUGUUCUUUCUGGACGCUGGGACUCCAUUGGAGUUAUAUUGGGUCUCAGUCCUAAUAAAUUAGAUGGCAUUGAAGCAGCGGGUAAACCACCAGAAACAUGUCUCAGAAAAGUUUUUGAGUGUUGGUUAAGAAAGGACUAUGAUUAUCAAAAUCGUGGUGUUCCUACAUUACAAAGGCUCUGCAAUUGCAUUAGAAGUGAGAGUGGAGGAGCAAACCCUGCCUUAGCUGAUGAAAUAGCAAAGAAAUAUCCUAUAAGUAGCGAGAAGCAACCUUUGUCACCGGUGGACACUAACCCAUCUUCUAGAGAAGUUACCCCAACUAGAGAACUACAGGCACCUCUUACUUCACCUGAUACUAAAGCUACAUAUGCUAGUGGAAAAUCAAAAGAGUUUCCUGUUAAUGACGUAUUGAAGCAGAUUGAUGAGCUACAAAAGUUAUAUGCUUCUAACAUGUAUAAAACCAAAGAAGCAUUUAUCUCCCUUGAAAGAAAUACCCUUCCUAAAGUAAUCGAUUAUAUUCAGUGUCACAUCAUCAAUCUACUGAAUCCACGUUUUCGUAAGCAGCAGUUUAUUGAUAAAUUACGAGAAGAGUACGACAAAGUUAAAUCAAUGAAUCAGUUAUUCAGAGUACUAGAGAAGCAUGUCUCCUGGUUUAACUUUGAUUUCAUUGUCCUAUUGGCCCAAGUUUUCAUAGCAGAUAGAGAAGUGCAGCGAAUUUGGUCAACUUAUUCUGAUUUACUGAAAGAUUAUUUUAAAAAUAACAAUAAUCAAGCAGUUAAAGUCGUUAAUGGUGUUGAGUUUGGUGUAUUAGAUGCUCCUGGUACUCAAGUCAUGAUAGCAAAAGUUGCCAAUGAUGAUUACACUUUAAAUGAUUUAUACUUCUUUCAUAAAGCAAUUGCUGAGGCACUUAAAGUUUCAGAAUACAAAUUUUAUUUUUGUGAAAUUGAUGAGGGUUGCAUGGAGUUAAAAUACUCCAUUCCUGUUUUUUUAUAUUCAAUUCUUUUUCCACCUACCAAUCAACAGUGUCAUUCAUUGGCUGAGAUUGGUAUUAUUAAAUUGAGCUGUAAUGAACAUGUACAAGAAAUGAAACAGUUACCAGAGAAUGAGUUAAAGAAGCUCUCUCACUUUGCUAUUGAUAUUAAUGAUCCUUUAUGGUAUGAGAAUACCAGCACUCCACUCAUUGAAGCAUGUUGGAGAGGAUUAAAAGAUGAAGUACAAUGGUUAAUGGAUGAAUCUGGCUCUCAAGAAAGAGGUACAAAUGGAUGGAAUUCACCAUUAGCUGCUUCAUAUGGUGGCCAUUUUGAUGUUCUCAAGCUCCUCAUUGAUGUUUAUCAUUGCGAUCCUUCACAAGGUGAUGAUGAUGGUGUUAUUAGUUUACACAUGGCCUCAUAUAAAGGCCAUCUCAAUAUUGCACAGUAUCUAGUUAAUGAAUGUCACGUUGAUCCAGACAUAGCAGAUAGCUCUGGUAACACGGGAUUGCUUUACUCAGCACUGGGUGGUCACGUUGACCUCGUGAUUAUGUUUUUAAAGAAGAAGUGUAACGUGUCUCAGGUCAAUAGAGAAGGAUCUACUUUAUCAUUAUUAGCAUGUAAGAGUGGACAGGUAGCAUUAGUUAAUCAGCUUAAGCAGUUUGGUAUUUUCUCAGAAGAUGACAUAGAUUUUAAUGGAUGUGGAAUAAUACAUUAUUGUGCUAUGAGUGAUAGUGUAGAGCUUCUAGUGUAUCUUUAUAAUAAUCAUAAAAGUGAAUUAUUUAAAAAAAGAGAUUGUUUUGGUGCAACUCCACUUCAUAUAGCAUGCCAGUAUGCUUCAUCAGGUUUCAUUAUGAAAAUGGUUAAUAUUUUUGGAUAUAAAGUAUUACUAGAAGCUGAUUAUAGUGAUCGUUCUUCUCUUCAUUACUUAUGCAGUGGAUUGGUUGAUAAAUACUGCAUUACAGAAGUGUUGAAUGCCAGUCAACCAGACUACAAAGGUGUAGUACCAUUAGCAUUAGCUUGUAUGUCAGGUAGUAUCAUUGCAGUAGAAUAUAUUAUGAAUACUACUGACAUUGAUAUUAAUAUAACCUGUAAUGAGGGUAAAACACCUCUUCAUUAUUCAUGUAGCCAUGGUAACCUUGAGUUGAGUCAAUAUCUAUGUGAAGUACAAGGCAGUGGGAUUAAUUUAGAUGAAGAUGGUUGCAGCAUUCGAAGUGGUAAUAUGCAGCUGGUCCAAUACCUCAUUGAGAAUCAUCACUUGCUUCUCACACCAGAGUCUUUAAUAAAAGCUAUCAAUAGUACAAAGCUGCCUUUAGUUAAAUUAUUAAUUAAUAAAUACAAGCUAGAUCCUCAUGUUCAAAAUGAGGAUGGUACACCUGCAGUUCAUUAUGCAGCUAAUGUUGGUGUUAUUGAUGUCUUGGAGUAUUUAGUCAAUGAUUGCAGCUGUGAUUUGGAUGAAAGCGAUGGGGACAAUGAGAAUAUAUUCCAUACAGCUGCAGCUGCUGGUCACUAUCCAUUUAUUAAAUAUAUUAUUGAUAAUUAUCCACAAUUUUCUAGUUUAUUACAUUCUACUCAUGAUGGUAAUACAACACCAGUUCAUUAUGCCUGUGCUAGUGGUGUUGUAGAACUAGUGACAUAUCUAAUUGAUGAAAUGAAAUGUGAUGACAGGGCUGAGGAUGUAGCUGGCCUUAAUUGUGUCUCAUAUGCCUGUAUUUCUG